Eufriesea mexicana is the source of this 1696-nucleotide messenger RNA. Its product is annotated as phytanoyl-CoA dioxygenase, peroxisomal. The record is from RefSeq and is a predicted model, not a curated record. Gene Ontology annotation, biological process: fatty acid alpha-oxidation. The transcript has 10 exons. Bases 685 to 1620 code for a protein of 311 amino acids. Gene Ontology annotation, molecular function: phytanoyl-CoA dioxygenase activity. Lineage: Eukaryota; Metazoa; Arthropoda; Insecta; Hymenoptera; Apidae.
GACCGGAGAAAAUCAAUCCGAGUUUGCGCAUUUCACGCGACUGGCGCAGAAUUACACUUCGAGCUUCCACAGUUAUUGACAACGUUUAUUCUACGUUUCUUUUGUCCUUCAGCGUGUCAAAAGGCAGACGAUAGGGGACAGGAUUACGGUUUGAACGACUGUGGAUACUAAAAGGAGGCCUUGUUUCGCACUACCACACGUGUGCCGCUUUUUGCAAGCUGCGUUGCUUUUUCAGCGUGUUCAAUGAUUCCCGCGAUGCGAAAGCAUGCCCCUUUUGAUUCAGUCUCGUGCAAGUUGGAACGUGGAACGAAACGAAAUCCUCCUAUGGGGCGUAUAUGCAGUGUUGCACGAAAAUUCGAAGAUUUUUCACACAGGAGAGAACUAGACGCAAAGAAGUACGUGUCUCGGAACAGAAACGAUCAUUUUCUACCGCUUCUCGCUAGUAAAUCUGCCAUGCGAAAUUAAUUUUGCGAGCUGUUUGCAGGGAUAAAUGAGUUUCGAGAGUUAGUCUCAGGGGCCGCCGGCGUGAAACGGAAACGAUCCUCCGACGAAGCUUCGCUGAAAUCUAUUACAACUUGCUCGACUCGGGUUUCUCCACGUUGGUGCAAUAAUGACUCGGAAAAUGUCGAGUUUAAUGUUAUCGUUGAGUGCCUUAUUAGACGACCAACUUAAACAUUCUCCACAAUGCACCGUCGCUGUUCAGGAUUGCUCCUACGUAAAAAGCCUACGAGAGACACGUCCACAGAAAUGUUACGUUUCACGAGAAAUACCAACAAGCUAACGUUAAGUCAACGAUUAUUCUACGAAGAAAAUGGCUAUUUGAUAUUCCCCCAAUUAGUACCAAAAGAGAUACUCGAUAAAUGCUCCCAGAGGUUCGACGACAUCGUAGCUAACAAAGUUCCACGCGGUAGCAUAAUCGUGAUGCGCGAUGUGAAGGACAGGAAGUCGGUCAACAAGUUGCAGGAUAUAAACCACGAUGAAGUUUUCCGUGAAUAUAUCGAACAUAAAAGUAUUCUCGAUGUUGUGGAAGCAUUCACCGGGUCGAAUAUCAUGGCUAUGCACAGUAUGCUGAUCGCAAAACCACCUGACAUCGGAUUCGGUAGCUCCAAGCAUCCGCCCCAUCAGGAUUUAUAUUAUUUUCCUUUCCGGCCAGCUGAUGUGAUAGUGGCAGCAUGGACUGCUAUUGAAACGUGUACUCGCGAAAAUGGAUGCCUUUUCGUGUCUCCUGGCACACAUGCACUCGGUCAUUUAUACAAACACGACUAUCCACCAGGAUCGGAGCCAGGUUCCGUCAACAAAUUCUACCAUGGCAUUUUGGAUUUACCAAAGUCUGUGAAUUGGAAAUAUCUCGAAAUGCAACCACGUGAUACAGUGUUCUUCCAUCCCUUAUUAAUUCACGGAUCAGGCAUCAACAAAUCACAAAGCUCGAGACGAUCCAUUUCGUGCCAUUAUGCGGCCGCAGAAUGUCAAUACAUAGAUGUAAGCAAAUCAAUUCAAAAUCGAAUCGAGGACGAAGUCAUGGAACACGUACGUAAACGGUUCCCUGGCUUGGAGAUUAAUUAUCAGGACGUGUGGCGUCACAAAUCUACCCUCGUACACGGAAUUCGAUCAUCUUUAUGAAAAACAUUGUAUGACAGAAGGGAGAGAAGAGGGUGUUCUCGUGGCGGACGCUUGCACUGGAAGUACGACAUGCAGC